AAUUUUACAAGAAAGUUAUGGAGAUUUUCAGGAAUUAGAUUUUCCGUCAUUGUAUCGAGUUCCUCAUUGUACUCUUCAAUAAGAUCAAUGGAUAACUAUUUGAAAAAUCUUGAUUUUGGAUUCAAAUCAACUACUACAUCAUCAUUAUAA
Messenger RNA from Entrophospora candida, 150 nucleotides. NCBI's taxonomy places the organism in Eukaryota, Fungi, Glomeromycota, Glomeromycetes, Entrophosporales, Entrophosporaceae. The record is from the annotation of a GenBank genome assembly.